Lotus japonicus is the source of this 396-nucleotide messenger RNA. RefSeq lists its product as uncharacterized. The record is from RefSeq and is a predicted model, not a curated record. Lineage: Eukaryota; Viridiplantae; Streptophyta; Magnoliopsida; Fabales; Fabaceae. Bases 1 to 396 code for a protein of 131 amino acids. The transcript has 2 exons. Gene Ontology annotation, molecular function: zinc ion binding.
AUGUCUGCAGGUGGAAAGGCCAAGUGUCAAUGUGGUCUCACUCUCAUCAUCUACACAGCUGGUACUCGAGAAAACCCAGAUAGGAGAUUUCUGAGAUGCAGAAGAUGGCAAUUUCCAGAUUCUUGUGGUUUCUUUUUCUGGAUUGAUGAACCACUUAUGGGAAGAAAUGCAGCUCAGGGAAGGCAUGCUCAAGUUGAAAGUGAUGCAAUGAGUUUAAAUUCUGAGAUUGGUAAUGGCCCAGGCACCUCUGUGCAUGUUCUUCCUGAUUUGAAUAAAAAGAUUAACAAGCUCAAGAAGAAGCUUGAAGUUGAGAGAUUCCAGAAGAAGAUUGCAUCCUUGUUCACUGUCCUUGCAAUGAUGGUAGCAGUGUGGAGUUUAUGUACUAGAAAGGGUUGA